Molecule: messenger RNA, 1413 nt
Organism: Bipolaris zeicola 26-R-13
Lineage: Eukaryota; Fungi; Ascomycota; Dothideomycetes; Pleosporales; Pleosporaceae
Exons: 3
Coding region: 1-1413 (470 amino acids)
Molecular function (GO): transaminase activity; identical protein binding; pyridoxal phosphate binding
Source: RefSeq, a predicted model, not a curated record
AUGAUUCUAGGACAAGGAGGUAAAGAGACUGCCACAUACGAAGAUCUCAAAGCCUCAGAUGAGGCGCAUCAAAUGCACGGCUUUGGUCAUCCCCUCAUGCAAAAAGGACCAAGACAGCUCGUCGUCUUCGAAUCGGGUGAUGGAGCUGUUCUGAAAGAUGUCAUGGGAAAAGAAUACCUGGAUGCCAUGGGGGGCAUUACUGUUGCCCAUCUUGGUCACGGCCGCAAGGAUCUCGCGCAAGUUGCUUUUGAGCAGAUGACGAAGCUGGAAGUCUCUUCCAACCAGCGAAAUCUGACCAACAAAAAUGCCGUGAAACUCUGCGAGCGCCUUUCCGGCCUUGCAGCUCAAGCUUUUCCAGAGAAAAUAACUGGCUCCCGCGUGUACCUCACUACUGGCGGCGGCGAGGGCAUAGAAGCUGCGUAUCAUCUUGCUUUGCGCUACUGGAAUAAAUCUGGGCCUCUAGGUACUAGCUAUGGCGGAGGCUACAAGAAGCAGAAACUCAUUUCUUUCCGCAAUUGCUACCAUGGCAGUACGUUUGUCUCUGCGUCCAUGAAACCCGAGUUCUCCGACUACGGGUGGAAGAGGUGGAUGGAGGGCCAUGAGCGUGAUGUGUAUGAGAGCAGCUCGCAUAGGAUGUUUUGCAAUAUCGAUCCUCCACAUGAGUUGUUCUUUGAAAGGAGCAAGUUGAAGCACGGAGAGAGUGUCGGGCAGGCGGCUGGCGACGAUGGCGCUGUCGACAUGCACCGCGACUUCUUCCCACUUGCGGAGUGGAUUUGCAGAAAGUACGGCAUCUUGAUGAUUGCAGAUGAAAUCAUGUCAUUUGCCAAGAUGGGGCACUGGUUCGGUAUGGAGUUGUACGGCAUGUACCCAGAUAUCAUGGUCAUCAGCAAGGGUCUUAUAUGCGGCUAUCUCCCUGCUGGAGCCGUGAUUUACCGCAACGACAUUUGGAAAACAGCGUUCAAUAAUAUCAGUACUAAGAUGAUGCUAUCGGAUGUCUGGCAGUACGACUAUACUUGGUCAGGUCAUCCAGUCUGCUCUGCCGUCGCUCUCCGCGCACUCGACAUUAUCGACCAGGAGAACUUGAUUGAGAUAUGUGCGAAGCGCGGCAGGGAGUUUCUCGAUAUCCUCAAGUCAGAGCUCGAGGGGUUGCAUACGGUUCAGCAAGUCCGUGGAACUGGUAUCAUGAUUGGGAUCGAUCUCAUUUCUGACAUCGCAACGGAUAUCGAGCAAAAGGUGCUUCUAGAAUACGGUAUCGUGUUAAGGGCGAGUACAAACAAGCAUUGCCUGCUUUUGACUCCACCUUAUUCUAUGACGGAUGAGCAAUUUAAGAAAGUUGCGGAGUCGCUGAGGAAGGUUUUGAGAAGUUUUGCUACACUAGGCGAGAGCGCGAUAAGCAAGAGCCGCCAAAACUGA